CGCUGAUUGCAUGAGAGGCAGGGGAACAUCUCUCUUAAAAUGUCGAAGCUCAAUGAUUCUGCCACGUCGCUUCCUCUCCUUCGGUGACAAACGGAUUCAGCAUUCUCGCUGUCCCUCUCUCUCUCUCUAUCCCCUGCCCUCCGCCACUCCACAACAAAUUUCAUUUUCAUCCGCUCCACUAUUAACAGUGCUACCAAUAAAUCACUCUGUUUAGGGUUUCCUGAUUCUGAGAAUGAUGUUCUUUCGGUUUUCAUCAUGAGCUUGGAUUUUUCCUUUUUUCGUUUUCUUGAAAAAUAAGAUACUGAUUUCUUUUUCUGAUUGAUGCAACCAGGAUCUUCAGCGAUCUUAUAUUUGAUCCGAUUCACUGUUCCAUUUUAAACUGAUCGAUCUGUUAUUCUUUGAUUGAUAAUAGUCAUAGUCCUGGAACUUUUAUCUAAUCGAAUAAAGCGUGAAAUUCGUUAAGUAAAAUGCUCGUGGAUCUGCAUCUCGGCAUGUGACUUUGCGGCUCGACGAAUCAACUCUUUUUAGUUACUGGGUUAUUAGCUUCGAUUUUGAGAUCAAUGCAUCUGCUUUAGAUGUUAUGCAACAGUGUCUUGAGGGCUGUAAAUCUUUGGGCGGGACAUAUCAGGAGACACACUGAGGUCACGCAAUUAAGAUAUAUCUGUGGAGGUUCAAAUACCACUGAUCGCUGUACUUAUUUUUGGAACUAUAAGCUUGGAAGAACAAGAACAAUGAUGGUGGAUUGUGGAGCAACUGCUAAAGGACCUGCAGUUGAUAUUUUACCUGAGAAGGAGGAUGACGGUGGCUAUGCUAGCGGAGGAUGGAAGAGUGAAGAUGGAAGAUUAAGUUGUGGAUAUGCCAGUUUUAGAGGAAAAAGGGCUAGCAUGGAGGACUUCUAUGACAUUAAGGCUACCAAAAUUGAUGGGCAGUCAGUCUGCCUCUUUGGGAUAUUUGAUGGUCAUGGCGGCUCUCGUGCUGCUGAAUUUUUGAAGGAACAUCUCUUUGGGAAUCUAAUGAAACAUCCAGAAUUUAUUACAAACACGAAAGUGGCUAUAAGUGAAACAUAUCGGAAGACUGACAAAGACUUUUUGGAUUCUGAAAAGGAGACCUUCCGAGAUGAUGGCUCAACAGCUUCAACAGCAGUUCUGGUUGGCAAUCACCUUUAUGUUGCAAAUGUUGGAGACUCUCGAACUAUUAUAUCAAAGGCUGGAAAAGCAAUUCCACUCUCAGAUGACCACAAACCCAAUAGAAGUGAUGAGAGGAGAAGAAUUGAAAAUGCUGGAGGUGUUGUAAUGUGGGCAGGUACUUGGAGGGUUGGAGGUGUCUUGGCCAUGUCUCGUGCAUUUGGAAAUCGCAUGCUGAAACAAUUCGUUGUAGCUGAACCUGAGAUUCAGGACCAGGAGGUUGAUCAAGAUCUCGAAUUGCUUGUGCUUGCCAGUGAUGGACUUUGGGAUGUCGUACCCAAUGAGGAUGCUGUUUUGAUAGCCCAAACAGAAGAAGAGCCAGUGGCCGCUGCGAGGAAACUGACAGAGACCGCCUUCACUCGUGGUAGUGCGGAUAAUAUCACCUGUAUCGUUGUCAAGUUCCACCAUGAGGAAGCGGAUCCCUGUGAAACUGACCGAGACGCUGAAGUUGAAACCCAGACAAGGAGCAGAGCAGAAGAAUCACAGCCAACAUCCAAAGAAGAAUCCCAGCCUGAGAAAACCCAGAAUAGUUGAUCACUGGUUGGUUGUGAUUUGUUUAUUCAUUGGUUUGUUCGUGUAUUUUGGUUUGUAAGUUGUGGUGGUGCAUGUGUAACUUGAUGCUCAUAAAAAGGUGUUUUCUUUUGGUGAAGUAGUUUUGUUUAAUAAACAAGGUGGUUGGAUUUUUUA
Salvia miltiorrhiza (redroot sage) is the source of this 1871-nucleotide messenger RNA. Its product is annotated as probable protein phosphatase 2C 76. The record is from RefSeq and is a predicted model, not a curated record. Gene Ontology annotation, cellular component: cytosol; nucleus. Bases 576 to 1718 code for a protein of 380 amino acids. The transcript is spliced from 9 exons. NCBI's taxonomy places the organism in Eukaryota, Viridiplantae, Streptophyta, Magnoliopsida, Lamiales, Lamiaceae. Gene Ontology annotation, biological process: protein dephosphorylation. Gene Ontology annotation, molecular function: cation binding; protein serine/threonine phosphatase activity.